Messenger RNA from Penicillium salamii, 1059 nucleotides. Lineage: Eukaryota; Fungi; Ascomycota; Eurotiomycetes; Eurotiales; Aspergillaceae. The record is from the annotation of a GenBank genome assembly.
AUGCGAGUGUCAGGUUGUCUCUUUUUCAUAUGUUACUUCUCUCUCAGUCUCUUUGGCCACACCACACUUGCAAGUCACCCUCAAUCCCAUAACAACUUCAAUAACCAAACAACGGUAAACAUGGGGAACUCCACCCGGCAAAAACGAGUCCUGUGUGGUUAUGGCAUCGAUUUGGAUGCUGUCAGUGCUUGGGCCAACACGGGGGAUGGAACCUCCGCCAACCCGAGCGAUGUCUCUCGAGGGAUUUAUGGUGCGACGGUCGGAGUUGAUCGUCUCCUAUCUUUCCUCGACAAACACCACAUUAAGGCGACAUGGUUCGUGCCGACACACUCGUUACACUCUUUUCCAAAACAAGUGACGAAGAUCCGGGAUGGAGGCCACGAAAUGCAAGUACCCAGCCUAUCAUUCUUUGGGCUCCAUGGCUACACCCAUGAACACAUGAGUGCAUUGAAUGCUACCCAGGAAGAAGAUGUCCUGUCCCGAUCAUUCGACGAACUCAGCAAGUUCCUCGGGAAAGCACCCAGUGGAUGGACCGCACCGGGGUGGAAACCCUCAUCCCAAACCGUACAGUUACUUGAAAAGUACGGCAUCAAAUACGACCACUCUUUCAUGCAUCACGACUCGCAGAUGUACAGGCUACCGUAUGCCCCAACUUUAAAAGCCACAGACGUGACCAAAUCCCCGUCUACAUGGAUGCAACCAAUGAGCAAACUGCACGCAUCCAGCAUCGUUGAGAUUCCGGCAAACUGGCAACUAGAUGAUUGGCCUGCGUUUAAUGUGGGAAACGGUGGAAAUGGGUUCAUUGACCCUGAUGUCAUCUUCAAACUUUGGACUGAGCAGUUUGAUUUCUACUACCAGGAGUAUGACUCUUUCGUGUUUCCGAUCACCGUCCAUCCUCAGGUCAGUGGAAAGCCACACGUGCUACGCAUGCACGAGAGACUGGUCAAACACAUCAAUUCGCACGAAGGGGUGGAAUGGAUGACCAUGGAUGAAAUGUCGGAUCAAUAUAAUUCGGGCCAAAUAUCGGGCCAUGUGGUAGAGGGUGGUGUAGAUCUAUAG